AUGUCCAUGUUGCCGUACCGUGUGUUGUGUCUAUUGGCCAUUGUGCUCUGCUGUGUGGGUGUGACUCAUGCUGAUGAUGUAAAACGCACCAGUAUAAUUCUGGAAGAAGCACGAGACAGAGGGGAAAAAACUUCUAAACUGAAAGAGGAGUGCGAUAGGGCCGGCAAGGAAGCUGAAGAGGCUGCCCAUAAUGCUACAGUCUUCGCCCAGCGCAUUGAAUCUUCUGUCGAUAAAAUUGCUGUUGACCCAAAAGAGGUAGAGAAGAAGAAGUUGGAAGGUGAUGCACUUAUCAAGAAAGCAAGGAGAGCCGCAGCCAAGGCGAGAGAAGUUGCUCAAAGAACUGAAAAGAGUGCAACUGAAACUCAUCACAACGCCAUGUAUGCUCUUGGACAAGCUAAACACCAUCACGGAUCAUUGAAGGGGAAAAAUGUGAAGGCUCCAUUUGCUGAUAUGAAAACAGCUGCUAAAAACGUCGGCAAGGAAGCUCAAGAUGCACGCCAAGUAGUUCGUAAAACUAAAGGUCAUGCGAGGAAGGCGGAUGCUGCCAUCAAAAAUGUGAAGGAUGCCCUGAAGAAACUAGACACCGCAGUUGCUGCUGCUGCUGCUCCCAAAAACAUAAAUAAACAACAAAUUAUACAGACCAUGGAAAAUAAUGUGAAGCCGCAGACACAUUCACAAAUGCAGGAACCACUGCCAACAAAUGAAGGCAGUGUUACUAUGGGUGCACACGAAACCAGUGGUUUACUCAACACAGUGGAAGUGAAUGGAACCCACUUGGAGGAGAGACACCAUAUCGAUGCGGAAGAAAGUAACACCUCUGAGCAUUAUCAUGCACAGCAGAAAAAAGAAGAGGUGCGUAACAGUACGGACCAACGAUCACAUGAAAGAAGUGAGGCAAAAGAGAUGACUGACGAUUUGCACACACCACAGGCACAAACACAACAAGGAAACCUAUCAGAGAACCAGACUCACAGUGGCAGGAUAUUGCGACAAACUCAGUAUUUUUCUUACCCUUAUUCUUCUGAUACUCCUAAUCUUCGUGAAAUGGCUGCCAAUGCUCUUCUCAAGAGUGAUGCACUCGCAAAGGCAGUCCAUCAACUGGACGGCAGCAGCAGCCCUGCGUUACUGCGUGUUCCACUCCUGUUGCUGCUGCUCUCUGUGCUGGGCUGCAUGACCGUGUGCUGA
Trypanosoma theileri is the source of this 1185-nucleotide messenger RNA. RefSeq lists its product as uncharacterized. Lineage: Eukaryota; Euglenozoa; Kinetoplastea; Trypanosomatida; Trypanosomatidae. The transcript has a single exon. Bases 1 to 1185 code for a protein of 394 amino acids. The record is from RefSeq and is a predicted model, not a curated record.